AUGCUACCUAAAUUAAAUCCAAGUUUCUCAACACAAUAAGGGAAAUCUCAAGAAGAUCUGAGCUUGAAUGAAGCCAAGAGACGUUAAAAGCUACUUGAGUUGGAAUAGCAUAAUGUUGAAAACAGAAUCAGAUAAAUUACUAAAGAGAAUGAGAAACUGUCCAAAAAAGUUUAAAUGGCAGAGUAAUUGGCUUUGGAUGUGUAUGCUUCCCGUCUGGCUUAGAAGAUCAAGAAAGAGCAGAAAUUGCAAUAAUAAUCCACUGUUGAUCCAUUAAGAUAUUAAUAAACAUAGUAUGAGAGAAUGAAUCUUAAGAAAAUGAAAUAAGAUGUUAAGGAAAUGAAACACAACGAUGCUUAAUUGAUGAAAAAAUCACUUAAAUACGAAUUGAUGAGAACUAGUGAAGAUUAGAAUAAAAAAGCUUAGAAUCUGAAAUUAAGAGCCGCCUUGAUCAAGGAAGACGAGAAGUUUUCUUAAGUUAAGAUUCUCGAGAAAAUGUUUGAGAAAUAAUAAAAAGUUAGAUCCCUAUAAGAACUUGAAAAAUAAAAGAUCCUUUUGGAAAAUGAAAAAUACGAAUACUAGAUUAAAUAAUUAGAGGCUCAGGAAAUUAAAUUAGUCGAAAAAUUACAAGCUACAUAACAAAGAGAAUAAGAUGUUAAAUAGAAGUUAAUGGCAGCAACUAGACUAGCCCCUGAAGAAUUUGAUAAAACUUACUUAGGUGGCUAAUCAAUAAUUUGCGAAUAGGGGAAUCAUGAAAAGACCUAAGAGGAAUAAAAGGAACAGUAGGAGGAUCCAUAAAAAAAUGAAUAAGAAGGAGGGAAUGAAGGAUAGUAAGGCACUUAAACUGAAUGAACUGAUAUAUAAUACGGAUCGUCAGUAUAUAUUGUAAGAAAAUUUA
Messenger RNA from Paramecium tetraurelia, 895 nucleotides. RefSeq lists its product as uncharacterized. Lineage: Eukaryota; Ciliophora; Oligohymenophorea; Peniculida; Parameciidae. The transcript is spliced from 3 exons. The record is from RefSeq and is a predicted model, not a curated record.